AUGGAUCCCUUAAAGGGAGAACCCGUCCGCUGUGCCAAGCCGAUUUGGGACGAGGCAUGGGUCCAAGUGUGCUUGACACUGCCUGUGGCCGGUGCCAAUUUGAUACACCGAUCAUACUCCUGGCUGUCGUUGAUUGCAAUCGGACAUCUGGGCAAGGAGAUUCUGGGACCUGUGAGUCUGUCGAGCAGUGUGAAUAAUCUCUUUGGGACUUCUAUCGUCGGAGGACUCAAGGUGGGCAUAUCAACCUUGGCAUCGCAAGCAUUUGGAGCGGGCAAUGACUUGGCAGUGGCCUUGGUGCUACAAAGAGCCUUGCUUGUUGCAUUGCUUGGCUCCUUGCCCUGUGUCUUGAUGUUGGCGAUGAUAAAGCCCAUCUUGCUUGGCCUCCACAUGGACGAGGCCUUUGCCACUGUUGCAGGCAACUAUGCUUUUUGUGUCCUGUUGGUGUCGCCUUUCGUAGGCAUCCAGCGCUCCAUUGGAGUAUGGCUGGUUGCACAACGGAACAACCAUCCAUGGAUGUGUGUGAUUCUCUGGGUGCUUCCGUUGCAUGCCAUCAUGACUGUGUACCUCACAUAUUCAACCUCCUUGACUUACAUGGGUGCAGGUGUGGCAACGACCAUGAGUACGGCGCUUCAGGCCUUGCUCAUCUACUUGUACAUAUCCUGCUCAUCCACUUGUGCCGGCACGUGGCGGGGCUUCAGUUGCGAUGCUUUCAAGGAUUGGGGGCCCUACUUGGAAGUCGCUUUGCCAGGUGUUUGCAUGAACACAGAGUAUUUUGUGGGAGAAGCCUUAACCUUGGCCGCCGGCAUGCUACCCAAUCCUGAUACCUGUUUGUCAGCCCUGUCCAUCUAUUUCCUGACACAAGUCACCUGCUAUCAGAUUCCAGGUGCACUUCGAAUAUCUAUCAGCAGUCGAGUCGGCAAUCAACUGGGUGCUGGCCGCCCGGCAGAAGCUGCCAUUGCUGCACGAGCAGGGCUUCGACUCAUACUUCUAUGGAUCACAAUUCCAGCAUUGUUUUUGCUCGGCUUCACCCGUCACUGGGGUCUUCUCUUUACAAGAAAUGAUGAGGUGCUCCAACUCCUUGACACACUGGUUCUGCCCAUGCUGUUCUACUGCAGUCUGGAUGCAGUGCAAGCCUACAACAAUGGGGUGUUGGCAUCCUGUGGUCAGCAGAACCUCAGCGGACGAUGGGCCAUGCGAAGCUAUUUGGGUGUCAGUUUGCCCUCAGCUUUUCUCCUCGCCUCGGUCUUUCACUGGGGCGUGUUGGGACUCUGUGCCGGACACUGCCUCGGGAAGGUUUGCCACGUGGUGCCCUGCACUUUUGCAUCAUUGCGCAUUGACUGGGACACGGAGAGCAAGCGGGCCAUCGAACUGGUGGAGAAGGAUUGCAGUUCCAUGAGAUCACUGGUAGGGCAAAGCAAAGGUUACAAUCAAAUUGAAAUCUGA
Molecule: messenger RNA, 1443 nt
Organism: Effrenium voratum
Lineage: Eukaryota; Dinophyceae; Suessiales; Symbiodiniaceae
Source: the annotation of a GenBank genome assembly